This is a messenger RNA of Saccostrea cuccullata (small rock oyster), 4296 nucleotides long. RefSeq names its product GATA zinc finger domain-containing protein 14-like. The record is from RefSeq and is a predicted model, not a curated record. The transcript is spliced from 5 exons. The coding region runs from base 59 to 4063 and encodes 1334 amino acids. NCBI's taxonomy places the organism in Eukaryota, Metazoa, Mollusca, Bivalvia, Ostreida, Ostreidae.
CAUACCAGAAGGAUGUGAUUCUAAGUGUAUCUGUUUUUUUAUUUUAUUACAAGGCAGGAUGACUCCUCAGUAUAGCCUCCUCUUAGUUUUAGCGGCCACUUCUUUAGUUUUUGUGAAAGCUUUACCUCCUGGAAGACGGGGACCAAUGCUACGGCCUGGUCCUGCGCCAGAGCCUAUGCCAAUGGGAAAUCAAAUGGCAAGACCUGAACCAAUGCCCAUGGGUGCAAUGGGAGGUCCUUCACAAAGAAUGCCGAUGGGGGCAGCACCUAUGCCAAUGAGAAUGAUGCCCAUGACGAUGAACAUGCGCAAAGGUGCCAUGGGACAAAUGCAAAUGGCUAAAAUGGCAAUGAAUGCCAUGCGGAUGCCAAUGAGACCCAUGUCCAUGCCUAUGCCAAAGAAACAGAUGCCGAUGAACGGAGGAGCAAACGGAGCAAGAGGUGGCGCUUCAGAGGGUGCUGGUGCAGCAGGUGGUGAAGGAGCCUCAUCUGGUGGUCCUCCUCCACCCGAUGAUAUCGAGGGAACGGCCGCCGCCCCUGCUGAUGAUCCACUCCCACCUUCAGCUGGAUCUGGAUCCAGUGCUCAAUCUUCUAUGCCUAGAAUGCCCACACCAAUGGUUAUGAUGCCAACCCCGAUGAUGACCCCAAUGACCAUGAUGACAAUGCCAGGUGCCAUGGGAGUUCCAAUGAUGCCAGCACCAGGAAUGAUGCCCGGUGCCAAAGUCAUGAUGCUAGCACCGGGAAUGAUGCCUGGUGCUGGAGGCAUGAUGAUGCCUGGUGCUGGAGGCAUGAUGCAAGCACCAGGAAUGAAGCCUGGAAACGGAGGUAUAAUGAUGCCAGGAGCAGGUCUUACGAUGAUGCCAAUGAUGGCCUUGAUGCCAGGACAAGCAAUGACUCCAGCUGGUGGCAUGAAACCUGCCUCCUCUGGAAUGAUGAGUGGAAGCAGUGCAAUGCCAAUGGUAAUGAUGCCUAUGGGUUCAAUGAUGGGUGCCGGAAUGAUGUCAAUGGGGAUGGGAGGAAAACCAUCACUUAUGCACAAAAGAAGGUACAGGAGAGCGGCGCCCGUUAACGGGUAUGCUCCAAUGCAAGGAAUGAACAUGAACAAUAACAUGGGUACUCCCAACGGAAACACAGGAGCUAUGGGAAAUAUGAACAUGGCAAACGUAAUGAAUACAAUGAAAAUGUCCCAAACAAACCAAAUGGACGAUAUGACAAGACAGAUGAACAACAUGAUGAAUGCAGUCAAGGGUUCACAGAACAUGAACAUGAUGGGCUCACAGAUGGAUGAUAUGAUGAAUCAAAUGAACAUGAAUGCUAAUAAAGGUUCACAGAACAUGAAUAUGAUGGGCUCACAGAUGGAUGAUAUGAUGAAUCAAAUGAACAUGAAUGCUAAUAAAGGUUCACAGAACAUGAAUAUGAUGGGCUCACAGAUGGAUGAUAUGAUGAAUCAAAUGAACAUGAAUGCUAAUAAAGCUUCACAGAACAUGAACAUGAUGGGCUCACAGAUGGAUGAUAUGAUGAAACAAAUGAACAUGAAUGCUAAUAAAGGUUCACAGAACAUGAACAUGAUGGGCUCACAGAUGGAUGAUAUGAUGAAUCAAAUGAACAUGAAUGCUAAUAAAGGUUCACUGAACAUGAACAUGGUGGGCUCACAGAUGGAUGACAUGAUGAAAAUGUCCCAAAUGAACAAAAUGGAUGAUGUGAUGAACCAAAUGAACAACAUGAUGAAUGCAGUCAAAAAUUCACAAAAUAUGAAUACAAUGGGCUCACAGGUGGAUGAUAUGAUGAACCAAAUGAACAUGAUGAAUGUUGGAAAAGGUUCACAGAAUAUGAAUAUGAUGAAUGCUCAAAUAGAUGAUAUGAUGAAAAUGUCUCAAAUGAAUAAAAUGGAUGACAUGACAAAACAAAUGAACAAUAUGAUGAAUGCAGCCAAUAAUGCACAAAAUAUAAAUACGAUGAACUCACAGGUGGAUGAUAUGAUGAAUCAAAUGAACAUGAUGAAUGCUGGAAAAAGUUCACAGAACAUGAAUAUGAUGGGUUCACAGAUGGAUGACAUGAUGAAAAUGUCCGAAAUGAAGAAAAUGGAUGAUAUGAUGAACCAAAUGAACAACAUGAUGAAUGCUGGUAAAGGUUCACAGAAUAUGAAUAUGAUGGGUUCACAAAUGGAUGACAUGAUGAAAAUGUCACAGAUGGAUGAUAUGAUGAAAAUGGUGAACAGGAGGAAUCAAAUGAAUAACAUGAUGACUUCUGCAAAUGGUCAAUCUAACAUGAAUACUAUGAUGGAAGUAGCUAAUGUUAUGAAAAAUGCAAAUAUGGCUCCAAAUAUGAUGAAAAAUGCCAUGAAUAUGAUGCCAAUGCCAAACGAUGACAUGGGUCAAGGUGCUAUGGGGGCUAUAAUGAGGGCCUGUAUGACAAUGAUAAAUGGAAAGAAUAAUGGUAACAUGAAACCAGCAACCAAUGGUGAAAUGAUGCCUCCCAUGCCUGAGCCAGUCUCAAUGAAUGACAUGCCUUCAUCAAUGAAUGGUAUGAACAUGAAUAGUAUGGGACAGGAAACAUCGUCUCCUGCAGAAUCUCAAAUGAAUAAUAUGGGGAAUGGAAACAUGGGAAAUAUGAACAUGAUGCAAUCAUCCAUUGGAAAUAUGAUGCCCCCUAUGCCUGAACCUAUGCCAAUGAAUGGCAACAUGGGUAAUAUGAAUGACAUGUCAUCAUCAAUGAAUGGAGUAAACAUGGGGAAAAUGCAAUCAAAUGGACCUAACAUGAUGCCUAUAAUGCCAGAACAGAUGCCAAUGAAUAAUAUACCAUCUUCAUUGAAUAUGGGAAAUAUGGAAAUGAUGUCAUCUAUGAAUAACAUGAUGCCAAACUCACAACCAGAGAUGAUGCCCACAAUGCCAGAACCUGCUCCAAUGAAUGGUAUGGGAAAUGGUAAUAUGAAUGGUAUGCCAUCAACAAUGAAUGGUGUAAAUAUGGGCAAUAUGAAAAUGAUGUCAUCUAUGAAUAAAAUGAUGCCAAACACUCAACCAGAGAUGAUGCCCACAAUGCCAGAACCUGUUCCAAUGAAUGGAAUGGGAAAUGGUAAUAUGAAUGGCAUGCCACCAACAAUGAAUGGUGUAAAUAUGGGCAAUAUGAAAAUGGUGUUAUCUAUGAACAAAAUGAUGCCAAACACUCAACCAGAGAUGAUGCCCACAAUGCCAGAACCUGUUCCAAUGAAUGGAAUGGGAAAUGGUAAUAUGAAUGGCAUGCCACCAACAAUGAAUGGUGUAAAUAUGGGCAAUAUGGGAACAAUGUCAUCUAUGAACAAAAUGAUGCCAAACUCUCAACCAGAGAUGAUGCCCACAAUGCCAGAACCUGUUCCAGUGAAUGGAAUGGGAAAUGGUAAUAUGAAUGGCAUGCCACCAACAAUGAAUAGUGUAAAUAUGGGCAAUAUGGGAACAAUGUCAUCUAUGAAUAAAAUGAUGCCAAACUCUCAACCAGAGAUGAUGCCCACAAUGCCAGAACCUGUUCCAAUGAAUGGUAUGGGAAAUGGUAAUAUGAAUGGUAUGCCAUCAACAAUGAAUGGUGUAAAUAUGGGCAAUAUGGGAAUGAUGCCAGCAUCAAAAGACAAUAUGAUGUCUGCUAUGCCAGAACCCAUGCCUGUCAACAUGAAUAUGGAUACAAACAACCAAAACAUGGGAAACAUGGGAAUGAUGCAAUCUCAAAUGAAUAAUAUGCCAGCACCUAAUCAACCCAUGCCACCCACUAUGCCUGAACCAAUGCCAUCAAAUAACAUGCCAUCGUCAGUGAAUGGAAUGAAUAUGGGUAAUAUGGGAAAUAUGCCAUCUAUGGAUGGAAAUAGCAUGGGGAAUAUGGGAAUGAUGGCAAACAUACCAUCCAUGAAUGGAAAUAGCAGGGGGAAUAUGGGAAUGCCAUCAUCUAAAGGCAAUAUGAUGCCAUCUAUACCAGAGCCAAUUACAAUGGCAAUGAAUAACAUGCCAACACCAAUGAAUAGAAUGAAUAUAGGUAACAUGGGAAUGUUUUCAACUCAGAUGAAUGGUAUGUCAAAGAUUUCCAAACCCAGAUCUGUCUAUUAGAGGUAAUGUGUGUACCUGUAUUGUACCAAAGAGCUUUCAACUUCUCUACACAACAAAAGGAGCCUUCAUAGUAUUCUAACCCAUGUGUGCAUGAUGUGAAUGUAUAUAUCCCGUUUGUGCCAAUCAAUGUAAAAUGAUUAUCAUUGCUUACAAUGUGUGCUAUAUUGCCAUGUGUACCACUGUUCAUCAAUUUGAACUAUGGCUUUUGUGAAUAAAGCGUUGUUAUUUCUUCU